AUGCUUUUUCGACCUUUCUUCUCUCUCAAGCAAACCACGCAGACAUUCAAAGCAGCAAGCCACUAUGGUGGCUUGUUGUCCAUGUUUGCACCAUCAUCGUGCGUGCAAAAAACCAUUCAUCAUCAGCACCACACCAACCCUGCAGCUCUCAUCAUGAUCGGACAAACUAGUAAUUUAUUAUUUUCAUCAAAUACAACAUCCUCUUCUACCAAAAGUUAUCAUUCCUCCUUGCUCAUGAGAUCAACUCAACAAGAGGAAAAUGAAGAUGAAGAUGUCUAUCUUGACCGUGUUGCUGCUGAGCUUGAUAUUCAAUGGACUUCUUAUUUCAAAGCUAGAUCUCUAAAUAGAAAAUCGGCCGAUCGACUCCGAAGAGGUAGACAGCUUCUUGUUGCAUCUCCAGAAGAUCUUGGAAUUGAAGAAAUGGUAAAACCAAUUAAUUAUGAAAUUCCUGAUCAUUUUACUCACUAUCGAUUGAUUCGUAUUUCGGAUGGAACCAUGAUUGGUGAAAAGGUCCCAAGAGCCGAAGCCGAAGCAAUUGCCUCAAACGAGUCAUUGGAUUUAAUUCUCGUUGUUGACACUGUGAAUCCUCCUAUUGUAAAAUUGGGUGAUUAUGUUGUCUUUUUAAAACGUGCCAUUAUAAAAGAUAAACUUGGAGAAUUAAAGGAAUUGGAAAAACAAUUGGAAGAAAAGAAAAUCAAGGAAAUUAGAUUUUCUGGAGCUAUUGAAGAGCAUGAUUUGGACGUCAAGAUGAAGAAAACUGUCAAAUUUUUACUUUCUGGAAAGAAAGUCAGAAUUCUUUGUUUCCGUGUUGAAAAGGAAGAGGAAGCUUUCCAAUUAUUGAAAGAUUUCAUGAGCAAAGUUCGUGCAAAAAUUGCCAAUGAUCUUCCUGGCAUGGAUGUUAAAAAGAUUCUCGAAGAGGAAAAACCAUUCAAGCAGAAAAACGAAUAUCUUUUCAAUGUCAAGAUUAAGGACGAUGCUUUAGCAAAAAUUAAGAAGAUAACUGCUGCAUCUAAGGAUGCAGAGUAA
Molecule: messenger RNA, 1026 nt
Organism: Naegleria fowleri
Lineage: Eukaryota; Heterolobosea; Eutetramitea; Acrasida; Naegleriidae
Exons: 1
Coding region: 1-1026 (341 amino acids)
Biological process (GO): ribosome disassembly; translational initiation
Molecular function (GO): ribosome binding; translation initiation factor activity
Source: RefSeq, a predicted model, not a curated record